GGUGGAUGCGAGCAGAGGCGAUGUGUGUGGUGUGUCCUCGUGACAGCUCAGCAGCUACACCACAUGUCUGCCUGGGAAGGAAAGGGGGAAGCCUCUCCUCUCUUCUCUCCUCCUUUCAAAACAGCCUGACACUGGUCGCCUGAUGCUGUUGCCAUAGCAUUGGGGUGUUGUGGUAAUUGGUGUACAUACACUUACUCACAGGCAGAGAGAGAAAGCCACGGGCGGUUGUCGACUAAAUUGGGGAAGGAUGCAAUUAUCUCCCAUCUCUCGGUUUCCUUCCCCCCCCUCUUCUAACUGUCUUCCCCACUCUCUUUGUUGUCUGUGGGUUGUUAAAAAUAGCCUUCCACAGACACCCUGACAGCAUCUAAUAUUAUUGGGAUUGAGAUGCGGAUAAUGAACAGGCUUAUGAGUUCUCCACAAUGGCCGCUGCAUUUGGGGAUGUCAGGAAACAACAGACGACUCAAGAGAGGGAGAGGAGUGAAUGAUAAUAGAGAUAAUGGUGAUAAAAAUACAGUCGCUGUGCAUUCACAUUCCUCAAAACGUGCCCCAUCCUCUUUCUCAACCCUCAUUGUUUUACUGUAGAGGGGAGGCAUAGCUGUACGGCUCGAUGACAUUCCUUCACAAUGGCUGACUUCAUAAAAAAAAGCUUUUAGGAGGGAAUUACAGGGGCUGGGAAUUGAGGAUGGGAUUUAUCUGCAGCGAUUGCACAGCUGGAAAAAAGAGAGGAGAGGAAAAGUUAGAUUAGGAAUCCAAGUCUGCAUAUUAUAAGUCAAUCACUCAAACAUCCCUUCAGACCCUCAUGUAUUCACCAAUACCAAGCCGUAAUUAGGGCUCCCCCCUUCUCCCCACUUUCUGUCAAAUCAUGUGUUCUGAAUAGAGCGUGUUGCUGGGGCUGGCAGACUACAGCAGGGGAGAGAGGGGGGAGAGAGCGAGAGAGAGAGAGAGAGAGAGAGCGAGGAGGGGGAGUGAGCGCAGCGAAGCAAGACAAAUUCAGUGGAGGAACCCCCCCUCCAGUCAGAUGAACAUCACUGCCUCACUCCCUCCUCCUCCUUCUCCUGUCUCCAUCGCUGUUUUUUUCCCCUCCUCCCUUCCUCGCUGCUACUCCAUUAUUCAUCAGUGCGCUGAGAGUCCCCAGCUCACGCCUCCAGCUGCUGCUACUCCAGCCGAUCCACUGUGCCUGCUGGAUCUCCUCCUCACCUAGCCUGGCUACAGUGCCUAUUUUUUCCCUACAUCCAUCCCUAGCCAUGGAGACUCCGAGCUGGUCCUUUUCUGCUGCUGAGAGGGAGAGUGAGCCAUAAUCGAGCUGCUCUCUUAGCUGUUGAGAAGAGAAAUACAAGAGGAGAGAAGAGGGGAUUUUUUUUGUUGUCCUUUUUGGCACUGAAAGAAUCCUGUUCGUCUGCCUCUAUUUUUUUCUAUAUCUCUAUAUUGGAUUACAGUUCUGGCUUUGUGUAGGAACGAGAAAACGGGGUCCAAAAUGCCUGAAGCCAAUUACCUGCUGUCGGUCUCUUGGGGUUACAUUAAGUUCAAGAGAAUGUUGAAUCGGGAGUUGACGCACCUAUCUGAGAUGAGUCGGUCUGGGAAUCAGGUUUCCGAAUUCAUCUCCAACACCUUCCUAGACAAACAGAAUGAUGUGGAGAUCCCGUCACCGACAUCCAAGACGCGAGAGAAGAAGAAGCAGCAGAAGCAGCAGCUAAUGACACAGAUCAGCGGGGUCAAGAAGGUCUCCCACGGGCCCUCGCUCUCCAGCAGCAGCAUCUCGCGCUUUGGCGUCAAGACCGAUAAGGAGGAGCUGUUGUCCAAAGAGCUGGAGGACCUCAACAAGUGGGGCCUGAACAUCUUCACUGUUUCGGAAUACUCCCACAACCGGCCUCUUACCUGCAUCAUGUAUGCCAUCUUCCAGGAGCGAGACCUGUUAAAGACAUUUAAGAUCCCCAUGGAUACGUUUGUGGCCUACAUGAUGACAUUGGAAGAUCACUAUCAUUCAGAUGUGGCCUACCAUAACAGCCUGCAUGCCGCUGACGUAGCCCAAUCCACACACAUCCUCCUCUCCACUCCAGCCCUGGAUGCGGUCUUCACAGAUCUUGAGAUCCUAGCAGCCAUCUUUGCUGCAGCUAUCCAUGAUGUUGACCAUCCUGGAGUAUCAAACCAAUUCCUAAUCAAUACCAACUCUGAGCUGGCGUUGAUGUACAAUGAUGAGUCUGUGCUGGAGAACCAUCACUUGGCUGUGGGAUUCAAGCUACUGCAGGAGGACAACUGUGAUAUCUUCCAGAACCUCACUAAGAAGCAGCGACAGUCCCUGCGCAAGAUGGUCAUCGACAUGGUUUUGGCCACUGACAUGUCCAAACACAUGAGUCUGCUGGCUGAUCUGAAGACUAUGGUGGAGACUAAAAAGGUGACGAGCUCUGGAGUGCUGCUGCUGGACAAUUACACCGACAGGAUACAGGUGCUACGUAACAUGGUGCACUGUGCUGACCUGAGUAACCCCACCAAGUCCCUGGAGCUGUAUCGUCAGUGGACUGAUCGGAUAAUGGAGGAGUUCUUCCACCAGGGAGACAGAGAGAGGGAGAGGGGAAUGGAGAUCAGCCCUAUGUGUGAUAAACACACAGCCUCAGUGGAGAAGAGCCAGGUGGGUUUCAUUGACUACAUCGUGCACCCUCUGUGGGAGACCUGGGCCGAUCUAGUGCACCCUGACGCCCAGGACAUUUUGGACACGCUGGAGGACAACAGGAACUGGUACCAGAGCAUGAUCCCCCAAAGUCCCUCCCCGCCCUUCUACGACCAGGGCACGCACGGACACAGUGGAGGCACUGGGGGGCAGGGAGGCGGGGAGAAAUUUCAGUUUGAGCUGACCUUGGAGGAGGAGGAGGACUUGGAUGGAAUAGAGAAAGAUGGCGAAGAGGAGGAAGAAGAAGAGGAGGAGGAUAGUUUAGGAGAUUGUCGUUCUCCUCCCCUGGACUAUUUGGACGGUCAGGAGCACGAGGAGGGCAGCAUGAUGGAGCCUAUGUCGGCAAUAGAGAUCGUGACACACGAGGCGUCACCCACAGACACAUAGGGCUUCCAUCAUCAGGCUCACAUGGUGAUUUCAGAGUUUUUGGGAAAAGAGGGGAGAUCCUCUUGCAGCUGUGCUUUUUAGUAAGCCCACAGAAGCAAGGGCUUAGUUUCGUCCCGCACAGGGGCGUCUUGCACUUGGGUGUUUGAAGCCAGACACGGGCGGACAGUUUCAGUGAAGCGGCUUCAGAGUUCUCAGGAAAUAAUUACUGCGAACAUUUUAGUCUUGAUGGACAGGCGAGACCGAGGGUGGAACUUGAAGGAUUUCGGCCAGUUUGGGAAAUGGUUACUUUUCUUUUCUGGACUGGCAUUAAAUGGACAUUGACACUACUGAGAGAAGUUUUGUACCUUAAGACUUUUUUACAGAUAUGAUAUGAUCUAGAAGUAGCAUAGAGUAAGAUCUACUGAUGGAGACACAUUUGUAUAGCAAGAGAAAGUGUUUACUUUUUUCCUGUACCAUUUGUCAAAGGACUUUUGUGUGCCUUUUUUACUAUUGUCUUUAUAAUAGUUUUUUAUUUAUUGAACACUCUAGUAUGUCUGUGAAAUGUUUUUUUUUUCCUAUCUGAAAGAGCAAAAUCUUUUUUGUAUGUUAAAGAGAACAGUCUUCCACGUAUUGGGCAAUAGAGAAAUCCAAACAAACGUCGAUAAACAACUCUUGGACAAACUCAUCUAAAUAGGGAAACAUUAGCACCCACAUUAUACGCACAUUGUCACAUUUGUUUUUGUUUUUCAAUCUGAGCAUAAUGUUUUUCUUUACACGUGGAUUUCAAACGCUUAUAUUCACUCAUGGUUCAUGUUACAUGUUUAGUUUGUUGCUCUCUAUAUCAGAUGUCAGUCAAUGAAUGUUACAGUCACACUGAAAUACAUCACCUAUUUUCAUAUUCCAUCUCUUUAAACAUCAUCUUUUCUCUUUUUCUUUGUAACGGUCUGCAGACCAUUGGGGGCUUCCUACUUUUUCACACCAAAGCUUGACUUUUGAUGCAAAAUACUCAGUGAGGAUAUGAAAUCCUACACUUGCAACUAUAUGUUCAGAUAUUCCUGCUAAAUUUUCAGUAAAAUUAUUGGGACAUUUGACUUCCACGAUUUUGUCUUUUCAUUGCAUCCAAUUGUUGGUGUGUUAGUUCAAACCCUAAUAACCUACCAGAUAAAAUCAACAGAAAUUCAGGCAAGUCUGGAAAACAAAGAGCUCAUGACAACAAGCUGCUUAGAUCUAUGACAAAAUCAGAAAUGAAGUCUGCCAAGGACAAAAUGCACAACAGCGGUGAAUCUAUUUUUAGCCCACAGGUAUGCUGCAGUCUUAAUAAUCCUGUUAGUUGGAACUGGUCCAGACCCCAGACCCGUCUGAUGUAACGCCCUCCUGCCCCUCUGCAAUCAGGCCCUGACCAGAUGAUUAAAGGUGCUCUUUCAGCUGCCUGUCUGAAAGGCCUCAUACCCUCAUCAGUGCCACUAUUCACAUGGUUUACAAACCCCUCUGGGCUCCACAGACACGACCCCAAAACAAUCAGGCCAGCUAUUUCUUCCUCACGAUAAAAAUCCCUCAAGUGCGUCGUCUGCUCAUUGACGUCAAUUGAAUUUCCCCCCCACCCCCCCACCCCACUGUAUCAGGUUUCCAGGACAGUCGGGUUAUUAGGAUUUGGCACAGAUGGAAUUACUGGAUUCAGCAUGGCAUACUGCACCUUUUGAAAAAAAAAAGAGGAAUAAUUAGGUGCUCUAGAUUUAAAACAAACCAACAAAAAUACCUCUUUGUUUCUUCACUAAUGUGUUGGGGAAUAUGGUUUGAAAAUGGUUUGCAGACUUCACAUUUCUGCUCCUGUGGCUUCCACAGCUAAUUUUUUCAUGGAUGUUCUUGUUACAUCUAUAAUCACAUCUCUUUAUUUUCAUAUUGGUUUACUGACAUACUCAAAAGGUACUUCAUCUAAUUUCACUCCAGCAUGCUUAAGUGGCAAUCGUUUGUGCGCAGUAUGUAUGGAAGGUUUUGUAUGCUUGUGUGUGUUUCUGUAUGUGUGUGUUUGAAUGUGUUGACUUUGUCAUCAGGCCUUACCCCCCAUCACUACACACUUUUGUCUCUACUGUUUGUUGCUAGGAGCUCAAGUUGGUCCUUUUUGCUGUUUAUAACAGUGUGUAUUUAUUCUAUACUUUAAGCUUGUAAAUAAGAAAUACUGGUUCUGUGUAAAAUCAAUUUUAAUUUAUAUGCACUUGCAUUACCUGGAAGUGGUGGUGUCUAAUGUGUAGAAGACUCUGGAUUAGAGUCUUUUUAUAUAUAUUGUUUUUAUUUUUAAAAUAUAUAUAUAUAAAAAAAUAAAUAAAUGUAUCUAAGUAUAUAUUCGCACAAUGUUUUGAGUGCCCAGCAGAGCAGCAGCUAAAGAGACAUGUUGUUGUUGUCACAUGAGAGCCUUGGAACUCCAAAGUAGCCUCUUUGUUUUUUACAUAAGUUAAUACAAUUUUAUAUAUAUAUAUAUAUAUAUAUAUUUUUUUAAGCUUAUGCAUGAACAUUAAACCAAAAAUGUUCUCACUUUGAAAUCUUAAUAUCUAGGUAUUAUUUUGUUUUUCUGAAAAGUUUUGUUUCUCUCAAUUUCAGCUUAGUUACAUUUCUUAAAUAAUAGCCCAAAGGACUUUGAAUGUCCUCAUUUUGUUUUUUUACAUAAUUUUUUUGAUGCAAAACUACCAACUGAGUUUUUGAAGCUACAAGGUUUUCAUUUGACAGCAACAAUUUGGUAACCCAGAGAGGACAUAGAGGACAUGUUAAACGGCAUAGGCUUGGAUAUAGGAUACAUACAAGCUAGCUAAGGAACACAGAAGCUUAGUCAGUGCUUGGUAUCAAAGUACACAAAUAGCUUAUUUUCUCUUAGCAGUUUGUCACAACCGAAGCUUCUCCACCCAACAUUUGAAUGCAGAUUGCUGAUAUGAGGCAAGAUAUAGGUUCGACUGACAAACACAAAGCGAUUAUCUCCUUUUACACUUAACGCACUUCAUGUAAAAGUAGAUAACACAGGGACGAUAUUGGUAGCAUGCUACAAUACACCCGGCACUGACGUGAAUCGUUCUGAAUUAACAACAAAACAUGAUCUUAUGUAACUGAUUGUGCUAAUGUGUAAACUCUUUCUGACCAAACUUGUUAGCAGUUUUGAAUUUCAAAUUUGUCAAAAUUAACAUUGUUUAUCUAUGUUAAAGCUUUUUUUGGUCCUAGUUGUGUCCAAAUGGUUAGCCAGAUUUAGCACUAUCUGCAUGAGAGAUGGGGUUUUUUUUAUUGUCAAUAAUAUGUUCAAGUCCACCAGUUGUUGCAGGUGGGUUAUUAAAUGUUUCACACAAUGUAUGGUAUUAUAUAUUGUGUUCAAGAAUAAAUCUGAAACACUUUUUCUAUUAAGUGAUUAAAAGCAAAGCAUGAAUAUA
This is a messenger RNA of Siniperca chuatsi (mandarin fish), 6438 nucleotides long. It is a transcript of the gene pde4ba, whose product is annotated as phosphodiesterase 4B, cAMP-specific a. NCBI's taxonomy places the organism in Eukaryota, Metazoa, Chordata, Actinopteri, Centrarchiformes, Sinipercidae. Gene Ontology annotation, cellular component: perinuclear region of cytoplasm; cytosol; nucleus. The record is from RefSeq and is a predicted model, not a curated record. Gene Ontology annotation, molecular function: transmembrane transporter binding; 3',5'-cyclic-AMP phosphodiesterase activity. Gene Ontology annotation, biological process: signal transduction. Bases 1475 to 3052 code for a protein of 525 amino acids. The transcript is spliced from 9 exons.